Messenger RNA from Paramacrobiotus metropolitanus, 1283 nucleotides. RefSeq lists its product as uncharacterized. The record is from RefSeq and is a predicted model, not a curated record. NCBI's taxonomy places the organism in Eukaryota, Metazoa, Tardigrada, Eutardigrada, Parachela, Macrobiotidae. The transcript has 5 exons. The coding region runs from base 267 to 872 and encodes 201 amino acids.
GAUACAGAUUACUACAUACGAGUACUGUAAUAUUAACUGUUGAUAUUAAUGAGCUGAACAAUAAUAUUUACAUAAUUACAUUUUUAGUAAUUACUCGCAGCAUUUUAAGACUCUGGAAGGUUAUACAGACCCUAAUUCUGUUUUUUUUGUUGGUUCUACUAUAAUCUUAUAGUUGUUAGAUGUGAGAACAUUUCGUUCUUGGUUGCACUUGCUGCCAAAAGUUUUGUACCUGUGGUCGUGCCUGCAGCUUGCAACUUUAAGUUGCCAUGCCAAGAACGAACCAGGUGUACCACAGCAGCCCAACCAACGCUGCCGCGAAAACCCGUUUGGACAGACUCCUUGCUUUGGAUGAUGAAUUACAAGAUGAACUGAAUAAGCCCUUCCUGGAGGGAAAAUGUGUGAGUACCACGAAGUUCAAAAGCGGUGAACCUAUUCUCAGUAUGUCACAUGGAUUGUGGUAUGAUGCAUGCAUCGUCAGGUACACCGGCGAGCGCAGUAUUCCAUCGUCCAUGGAACCCGCCCGAGGUCAUGUAGCGGAUGAGAAUCUUCGCAAGGUUCCUUUAUGCGAAAUACAGUUCAAAGGAUGGCCAUGCAAGUACAACGAAAUUCUUCCCGAAUCGGAAUUGGUGAGCCGUGAUCUCAGCCGUGAUUGUUUCGAGGAUAUCUUCGGCAUUCUGUUGGCUCAUGAAUGGAACGAAUACCGCCGCGAACAGUUGGGUCUCACCAUGACUCAGAUGGGCAAAGGAGCCUUCUUCUUAACGGAAAACGAUUUGGCGAUGGUUGAAGAUUUAUGGCAGCACAGAGCUCGCACUGCUGUUCGAUUUGCGCAGUACGCGGGCCGAAUGGCUCCCAAACCAAAGACUCGGGGAUAAGCAGAAAGCGGUUCUGUUGCUUAAGUUUCUGUGGUCCAAAAUCCGGAUUUGUGCACCAUUCCACAAAAAAUGAAGGACAAAAAUUUUUAUUUCGCUUAGUGGAUUUCUGGAGCAGGCACCGAAAAUCUUUCUUAUUUUUGAGUUUCUUCGGUUUAUUCCCUGUAAGAUCUGAACGUUUUCUAUGUACAGAUGUAAUUUAUAUUUUAUCACCGUGCUGCAUGAAAUAUUCUGGUUGUUCAGUUCUUUUACGGGUGACCCAAUCCGGACUAAGGAGCGAUUUCUGUUCAUGGUUUUAACUACCGUUAGGUUAGACACAAGCCAUUCAGUGCUGAUACCAAGCUGAUACUGAAGUACAACUGCACUUGAAUGGUCCACCUGUUAAAGUCGAGUACUUACAUACAAAUAAAUUAU